CGGGAAUCCCAGCAACACAACACUCGCCACUGCCUGCUGUAGGCUUCUCAGUGCUGUUUGGGGUGACUAACUGUGCCCGGGCCCCUUCCAAGGACUAUUCUCCUCCGCACAGCAGCAGAACAAAGUCCUCUUUAUACUGUCACCAUGGAAGCUGCAACAGCAGAAAGAGGCUGACUCUGCCUGUUUAUACAGCUCUGUCCUGCCUACAGAUCUCCAAAGCUGGCACCAUGCUGCCCAGACCCAAGACCACCUUCACCCUCAAGCAGGACCCCCGAGAGAUCAUGGUCAGAAGCUCAAAGUCUCCAAAAAUAAGUGACCGCGCCGCGGUGCAGAGCGUCACCCUCAACUGCCUGCCGGGAGAACAUGUCCAUGUGGAGUCGCUGAGAGUCAGAAAACGCAUGCAUUUUAAAGAUGGCCACCGUGAAGUCUACGGCACCUUGUACUGCACCAGCUACAGGAUUGCCUUCCGGCCAGACUGCAUACGCUCCCCCCAGGAUUCCUCCGGUGAGGCGUUAUUUGACAACGACAAUGACAUCGCCCUGCCCUGCGUUGACAGGAUUUUGGCAGUGGCCGGACAGAGUAAAGUAAAGGUUGUUACUCCUUCGCUGAGCCUGAAGUUCGUUCCGGAAGAACUUAUGAUCCAUUACAGAGGAUUCCGCCUAAUGCACUUCCACUUCAGUGACAACGGCUUGAAGACCGAGGCCUACACUAUGACAAACGCCAUGAUUAAGAACCAGCAGCUGAUCAGCUCAGCCACACAUCGGGAGGAAGCCAUGCUUCGAAGUCUAGAUAGGCGGGAAAGCGAAGCACGAAUGGACUACCCUACAAGGCUUUUCGAGUCGCUAGCAGACUGGGAGAACGAAAUCGAAAGGCUCGGAGCGACCGCCUGGAGAGUGACGCCCCUUAAUGAGCGUUGUGACACCUGUACCAGCCUCUCCAAGUACUUUGUGGUCCCCUGCAAGCUCUUGGACAAUGACCUAAAGAAGACAUUUGCACAUUUCCAGCAGAGGCGGAUAGCUCGAUGGUCGUGGCAUCACCCGUGUGGAAGUGACCUGCUGAGAGCGGCUGGAUUUCAAUCCAACACCGACCCCGAUAAAGAGGACCUGAAGUCAAUGCGACUGCUGUUAUUCGUCAACCAUUCACAGUGUGUGGUCAUCGACACCUCUGAAGACCUUCCUUCCAUCUCCGACAUCCAGAUCUCUUACCUUAAAUUGCGCAGCUUGUGCUCAGCUGAUGCAUCAACACCCACACCUGAUGAAAAAUGGCUUUCCAACCUGGAAGGAACCAGGUGGCUUGACUAUGUGAGGUUGUGCCUCAAGAAAGCCAGUGACGUUGCCAUCUUGUUGGGUGAACGGAGGCGAUCAGUAGUCCUUCAAGAAUCUGAGGAUCGAGACUUGAACUGUCUGUUGGCAUCGCUGAUCCAGUUGGUUCUGGACCCCCAUACACGAACCUUGUCCGGCUUCCAGAGUUUGAUUCAGAAGGAAUGGGUCUCUGCAGGACAUCCUUUCAUGCAAAGGAUAAACCACUUCAAAAGAUCUGACAAGGAGGAGUCUCCGGUGUUUCUGUUGUUCCUGGACUGUGUCUGGCAGUUUGUGCAGCAAUCACCAACAGCCUUCGAGUUUACGGAAUCUUAUCUGAUGGCCCUGCAUGAUAGCACUUACAAUCUGUUCUGUAGCACCUUCACUCACAACUGCCACUGGGACCGCAUAAGAGGAAGCCAGCGGCACUCAUCUAGCCAGACGUACACGCCGGUGAAUGGUUGGAGAGACAUAGUGAGAGAGAAGGUCCUGUUGAACGGAGAUUACAAGCCAGUGGAAGACGUGAAGGCCGUUCCUCCAACAGUCUGGGAAUGGAGCCUGUUCUACAGUCACGUGCGCAGACAGCAGUUCCGGAACCCCGUGUAUCAUGUCAGGGAACAUGCUGUAUUAAACGGCAAUGGAAGUGGGCACAAUGCUGACAAGAUGAAUGUCUCCAACAACUGCAGUGUGUACAUGCUCUCCAAGGGCUCCCUCGUCCUACAGUCUCCAUUAUUCCCAAGGAAAAUCGGUACAGUGUCUAAGCGGACGGCUCGCCGUGCCCAGUCUGCUGAGAGUUUACUGGAAGAAGAAAAACCAUUUAGGAGUAACGUCGCCACUUACAGCCCCGCAGAGGACCUUCUACUUCCUAUAAGUGUGGGGCCUUGGGUCACGCUAUGGAAAAGAUGUUACUUGCGCUACACCACAGACAUGGCACAGCAUGACGCCGGCCAUCCUCCAGCAACCAGCCUAGUCGAGGAGCUGAGGAUUCUUGAAGACAGACUGAGGAACCUCCAUACAUACAGCCGAGAUCAGAGACUUGGAGUACCCAGCCACCCUAAUGGCCUUACCCCUUCUUCCAACCGAUAGCAGCCACUUACGGGAACUUCAUACUGAACAGUCGUCCUUUUCACCGAUAUCUGCAGAUGGCUUUCUUCUGACUUAUUGGGGUGUUUGACACAUAAAAAGCUACAAUUCCAGUUUAAACGAAAUCAAUGCUGAAAGGUGGAGAGAAGACUGGAAAUCAGUGACUCUUGUAUAUAAAGACUACUUGUCUAUAAUAUUUAAGAAAAAAUAAGUAAAAUUAGCCUAUACUCUCUA
Molecule: messenger RNA, 2615 nt
Organism: Rana temporaria (common frog)
Lineage: Eukaryota; Metazoa; Chordata; Amphibia; Anura; Ranidae
Gene: MTMR11
Product: myotubularin related protein 11
Exons: 17
Coding region: 228-2384 (718 amino acids)
Source: RefSeq, a predicted model, not a curated record